Molecule: messenger RNA, 7543 nt
Organism: Ctenopharyngodon idella (grass carp)
Lineage: Eukaryota; Metazoa; Chordata; Actinopteri; Cypriniformes; Xenocyprididae
Gene: gbf1
Product: golgi brefeldin A resistant guanine nucleotide exchange factor 1
Exons: 41
Coding region: 174-5798 (1874 amino acids)
Biological process (GO): regulation of ARF protein signal transduction
Molecular function (GO): guanyl-nucleotide exchange factor activity
Source: RefSeq, a predicted model, not a curated record
ACAGCUGUCAGUUGACAGGAAAUAUCAUGGUAGUGUGCGCCUACACCAUUUCCACGUCAGUAAGUUUGCCUGUGGUGGAGAUUACCUACCGGUGACAGAAUAUCUGUCUAUUGAUAUUACAGAAAAACAGCAGGGCAUGACAACUCUACGUGGAACUGUCUAAAGUAUUCACUAUGGUGGACAAGAAUAUAUACAUCGUUCAAGGGGAGAUUUCUGUUGUUGUUGCUGCUAUUAAGAGGAACUCUAGAUGGAGUACCCAUACUCCUUUGGAUGAAGAACAGGAUCCACUACUCAACAGCUUCAGCCACUUGAAAGAGACCCUCAAUAACAUAAAAGAUCUUUCCGAUGUGGAACCCAAUGUGUUUCUUAGACCUUUCCUGGAGGUGAUCCGCUCAGAGGACACAACUGGACCAAUCACAGGCCUUGCUCUCACAUCGGUCAACAAGUUCUUAUCAUAUGGCCUUAUAGAUGCCAAUCAUGAAGGGGCAGCAGAGGGCAUCGAGAACAUGGCCGACGCCGUCACACAUGCAAGAUUCGUGGGCACAGACCCCGCGAGUGAUGAGGUUGUACUGAUGAAAAUCCUUCAGGUUUUAAGGACUUUGCUGCUGACUCCAGUUGGAGCCCAUCUUACCAAUGAGUCCGUUUGUGAGAUCAUGCAGUCCUGUUUCCGAAUAUGCUUUGAAAUGAGAUUAAGUGAGCUGCUGAGAAAGUCAGCUGAGCACACGCUGGUGGACAUGGUGCAGCUGCUCUUCUCCAGAUUGCCACAGUUCAAAGAGGAGGCCAAGAGUUAUGUGGGCACUAACAUGAAGAAGAUCCCAGGCUGUAUUCUGGACACACAGGAUUUUAUUUAUGCAGAGCAGCCUAGAAACACCAAUCAGACGGGCUUAGAGAGGCUGAAGAUGAGAGCCGGGGGAAUGAGCGAGUCGUCCAAGUGGAAGAAACAGAAGCGUUCUCCCCGCCCCCCUCGUCACAUGGUACGCAGUCCCUCAGGACAGAUGGAUCCAGCCCAGUCCAGUACCCUCACCAACAACCUUUCAGGUGGAGUGCCCUUUAUAGAGCACCACAGUGGAGGCUCUUCUACUCUUCCUGGUUCAGACAGUGCAGCUUCCUCCAUCUCCAGCCCCACCAAUGACAGUGGCUUAGACAAUGGCUCUAAAACCACCUCAAAGGAAGAUCUCACAGACCUGGAGCAGAGCAGCUCAACGGCCACUACUCCCAUGACACCCUCCGCAGAGCCAGGCAGACUGGAAUCACAGUGUGAAGGCAGGGAAGUGGAGCGUGCCCAUUCAGCCUCAGUGGAGUCCAUUCCUGAAGUCCUGGAAGACAGAGACUUGCUGGCUGACCAGUCUGAUUCGGCAUCGGUUCACGACAUGGACUACGUGAAUCCCAGAGGAGUGCGCUUCACGCAGUCCACCCAGAAAGAGGGUGCUGCUUUAAUCCCGUAUGGUCUCCCGUGUCUGAGAGAGCUCUUCCGGUUCCUCAUCUCUCUCACCAACCCACAUGACCGCCAUAACUCAGAUGUGAUGAUGCACAUGGGCCUCCAACUGUUGAACGUGGCCCUAGAAGCCGCACACAUCGCCCCCUACCAGUCGUUGCUCUGUCUGGUCAAAGAUGAGCUCUGUAGACAUCUCAUACAGUUGUUAAACGUGGACAGAAUGAAUCUGUACGCUGCCUCUAUACGUGUGUGCUUUCUUCUCUUUGAAAGCAUGCGAGAACAUCUCAAGUUCCAGCUUGAGAUGUACCUGAAGAAGCUAAUGGACAUCAUUACCUCAGAGAACCCUAAAAUGCCCUACGAGAUGAAGGAGAUGGCCCUGGAGGCCAUUGUACAGCUCUGGAGAAUCCCCAGCUUUGUCACAGAGCUCUAUAUAAAUUAUGACUGUGACUUUUACUGCUCCAACCUGUUUGAGGACCUCACCAAACUGCUCUCUAAGAAUGCCUUUCCCGUGUCUGGGCAGCUCUACACUACGCAUCUCCUCUCUCUUGAAGCCCUGCUAACAGUGAUUGACAGCACAGAGGCUCAUUGUCAGGCCAAAGUGCUCAACAGUGCUGCACAGCAGGACCAAUCAGAAUCAACAACAGUUGAAGGAGACAGUUCAGUCAAUACAAUCACCGAUUCAACCACAGAGGCUGUACCGGGUUCUAAUGGGCAGAAUGCUGUGGUGUCAGAGACGAGGGCUGCCUGUCCUCCCACCAGCGGUCAUCUGAUGGCAGAGAAGAUGAGGUUUGGCAGACAGGACCAGGAGGAGACGGAAACAGCGGAGAAGAAAAGCUUGAAGAAGCCUCAGCGUUUCACCGGCUGUCUUCCAGAUUCUCAGGAACUUUUAGAGAUCAAGAGCAAGAAGAAGCUUCUGAUCACGGGUACAGAGCAAUUCAAUCAGAAGCCCAAAAAGGGCAUUCAGAUCCUGCAGGAGAAAGGUCUGCUCAGCAGCCCCAUGGACAAUAAUGAGGUGGCCCAGUGGUUGAGAGAGAACCCCCGCCUGGACAAGAAGAUGAUUGGAGAGUUUAUCAGCGACCGCAGGAACACUGACCUGCUGGACAGUUUUGUCAACACGUUCGCCUUCCAGGGCCUGCGCAUAGACGAGGCGCUUCGCUUGUAUCUGGAGGCAUUCCGUCUUCCUGGUGAAGCGCCUGUCAUUCAUCGGCUCUUGGAAACCUUCACUGACAACUGGCAUAAAGUAAACGGUAAUCCCUUCCAGACAAACGAUGCUGGCUUCGCCCUGGCUUAUGCCGUCAUCAUGCUAAACACCGAUCAGCACAACCAUAACGUUCGAAAGCAGAACAUCCCCAUGACGUUGGAGCAAUUCAAGAAGAAUCUCAAAGGUGUGAAUGGAGGAAAUGACUUUGAUCAAGACAUGCUGGAAGACAUCUACAAUGCCAUCAAGAACGAGGAGAUUGUGAUGCCGGACGAGCAGACGGGGCUGGUGAAGGAGAACUAUGUGUGGAGUGUUCUGCUGCACAGAGGAGCCUCUUCUGAAGGGUUAUUCCUGCAUGUGCCUGGCAGCAGUUACGACCGCGACCUCUUCACUAUGACCUGGGGACCGACUAUCGCCGCCCUUUCCUACGUUUUUGACAAGAGCCUGGAUGACACUAUCAUUCAGAAGGCCAUCACUGGGUUCAGGAAAUGUGCCAUGAUCUCUGCACACUACGGCUUCAGUGACGUCUUUGAUAACUUAAUCAUUUCACUCUGCAAGUUUACUACUCUCAGCUCUGAGUCUGUAGAGAACCUGCCCACUGUAUUUGGCAGUAACAGGAAGGCUCAAGUCGCUGCCAAGACUGUGUUCAGCCUGGCCCAUAAUCAUGGUGACAUUUUACGAGAAGGAUGGAAGAACAUCAUGGACUCCAUGUUGCAGCUUUUCAGGGCUGAGCUCCUACCCAAGUCCAUGGUUGAGGUUGAAGACUUUCUAGACCCUAAUGAGAAGAUUUCCUUACAGCGUGAAGAGACACCAUCAAACAGGGGUGAGUCUGCUGUAUUGAGUUUUGUGAGCUGGUUAACAUUGAGUGAACAAUCUGGGCUCAGAGGCCCCUCCACUGAGAACCAGGAGGCCAAACAAGCUGCCCUACUCUGCAUAAAGCACUGUGACCCAGAGAAGCUGAUUACAGAGAGCAAGUUUCUGCAGUUGGAGUCUUUACAGGAGCUCAUGAAGGCUCUCAUCUCGGUGACCCCUGAUGAGGAAACGUAUGAUGAAGAAGAUGCUGCUUUUUGUCUGGAGAUGCUGCUACGUAUUAUUCUUGAAAACAGGGACAGAGUAUCAUGUGUGUGGCAAACGGUGCGGGAUCACCUCUACCAGUUAUGCGUCCAUGCUAAUGAGAGCUGCUUCCUGGUUGAGAGAGCAGUGGUGGGAUUGCUCAGACUUGCUAUACGCUUAUUACGCAGAGAGGACAUUGGCUCACAGGUUCUCCUCUCUCUUCGCUUGCUGUUGAUGAUGAAGUCUCACGUCCUGUCCAGAGUCAGUCGAGAGGUGGCAUACGGCUUGCAUGAGCUGCUCAAAACCAACGCUGCAAACAUCCACAGCACUGAUGACUGGUACACGCUCUUUUCACUGGUGGAGUGCAUUGGGGCUGGGGUCAAACCUCCGGCUGCCAUGCAGGUUGCCAGCACCAACCCUGACAAUGACACAGGUGCUCAGUCAGAUAGUGAACUGAGUACAUAUCAUCAGAGUGAAGUUAGUCUUGACCGGGGAUACACAUCUGACUCUGAGGUUUACACCGAGCACGGCAAAUCCAGAAUACCCCGUUCAGCUACCGAUGUGGAUGUGGGCUGGCUAGUGGUUGGUAAAGAUGACCUGGAUGGAUCUAAGGCAGCAGUGACCCUACCUUCAAAGCCACUGACCAAUCCUCUCGUUAACCAGUACAGUUUAACUCUCGGGCAGGACAUGGGUCUGCAUGACACCAAGUCCCUCAUCAAGUGUGUGGAUUCGCUGUCCUUCAUCGUUCGCGAUGCUGCCCAUGUCACUCCAGAAAACUUUGAGCUUUGUGUUAAAGCCAUACGAGUGUUUGUGGAGGCUAGCCUUAAUGGAGGGUACCGCACCCAUGAGAAGAAAAAGAGCCACAAAUACGACUCCAAAUCCAGCCGGCUCCGAAAGAAGCCACGCGAGAAGGAAGGCACAUCGCGGAGAGCCAAAACGUCCAGUCAGCGGCCCGCCCGUUCCCAUAGCGAUGAUGAGGAAGAUGAGGGCGUGCCGGCCAGUUACCACACGGUGUCUUUUCAGGUUAGUCUGGACUUGUUAGACCUGAUGCAUACACUGCACACACGAGCAGCCGGCAUCUACAGCUCUUGGGCAGAGGAACAGCGCCAUCUAGAGGAUGCUGGAAGAAAGAUCGAGGCGGACUCUCAAACACUGUGGUCCAGCUGCUGGUGUCCACUCCUUCAAGGUAUGGCUUGGUUGUGCUGUGAUGCACGGAGACAAGUCCGCAUGCAAGCUCUCACCUACCUACAGAGAGCACUUCUUGUACAUGAUCUACAAACUCUGGAUGCAGUGGAGUGGGAGUCCUGCUUUAACAAGGUCCUGUUUCCUCUGCUGACAAAACUCCUAGACAACAUCAGUCCAGCUGAUGUGGGCGGCAUGGAAGAGACCAGAAUGAGGGCCUGCACAUUGCUUUCUAAGGUGUUCCUGCAGCAUCUCUCUCCUCUGCUCUCUCUGCCUACUUUUGCUGCCCUCUGGCUCACCAUUCUAGACUUCAUGGACAAAUACAUGCAUGCUGGCUCCAGCGACCUUCUGCUUGAGGCGAUCCCGGAGUCUCUGAAGAACAUGCUGCUGGUGAUGGACACAGCAGGGAUCUUUCACAGCGCAGACUCUCGUACAGGCUACUCUGACUUGUGGGAAAUCACCUGGGAAAGAAUUGACUGUUUUCUGCCUCAUCUAAAGGAGGAGCUCUUCAAACAGGCUGUCAUCCCAGAACCAGUGUGUAAUGUUCCUGUGGAGUCCGUCCCACCGCUGCCUGUUGCCGUUACUCCAGCCUCUUCCCCUGUGCCAGCCCCCUCACCAGUGCCAGCUGCCCCUGCAGAGCAAAAUAGCACCAGCAGACCCGCAUCGCCUCAGGAUAUGCCGACACCUAGUACCAAUGGAACAGAUAGAUCAUCUCCAGUUCCUCCCUCAACACCUCCGAUACCCACUCCAGUAAAGAUGAGUCCUCCAGAAUCCCCGCCCCCUCUCGGCCAGUCUCCACUCAUCCUGCAGCCCCUCGCCUCUCCACUGCAAGUUGGCGUUCCCCCGAUGUCCCUGCCAAUCAUUCUGAACCCAGCUCUCAUAGAGGCUACCUCACCCGUGCCCCUGCUUCCCCGCCCCACCACUGACUGACCCGCCCGUCAAACGUAAGCCAUCAGAGUGCCGCGGCGUUUGAAGGAGAAACACAUUGGAAGAAGCAUCUGAUUUCACUGUUCUCCUGCAGGCGAACACUCUCCACAGCUGUAGCCCACACUAUUAAAUUAUGUAACAGCAGGACCUGGAAUAAGAGCGCAUGAGAGGAUAUUGACAUGCAUGGUUGCCUCUCUUCGUUUCAAACAUCAGAGAAACUCCCAAACCGCUCGGACUCGAAUGUCUUUCAGUUAGAGAUGUUACAUAGAUGAUCAUAUUUAUUCAAAACAGGAAGGUGCCGCGAUGGAGGACAGUUUAUUAUUGAUGAGACUACAUUUAUUUCAGUCAGGGGGGUCUGGUAGGUUAGUUGCACCUGUCAGAUCAGAUUUUAAUGUACUAGUACUCGGUUGUUACUCGUGAGAUUUAGUCAGUGAUCACAGAGAAUGGCUGAUCGGUAGAAGUAUCGCACACUGGGUCUGGCUAAUGAUACCAUAAAAACUACACCUACAAACUGUACAGGAUGAUGAAGAAAACGUAAUUUAUUUUGAUAAUUCAUAUUGUUUCUUAUUGUGGCUUUUACACUUUAAUUACAUUGCUUUGCCGUAAAUUAGUCCAGAGAAAACAGUCACAGUGAAGUAGCCACUUAUUGUUCACUAUACAUGGUUUCAUAGUGGGGAAAUUAAAGGGAUAGUUCACCCAAAAAUUAACAUUCUUUCUUCUGUAGAACACCAAAAGAACGUUCAAUUUCCAUUGUAUGGACUAUCACAUUUAUCAAAAUAUCUUUUUUUUGUUCCACAGAAGAAAGAAAGUCAUGCAAAUUUAGAUCGACAUAAGGGUGAAUAAAUGAUGACAAUGUUCAUUUUUGGAUGUACUGUCCCUUUAAGUCUACAAAAGUAAUUUUGGUUGAAAACAAUAAAAUAUGGCUUAUACCCACUAAUUCAUUAUCGUGCACCUCUACAACAUUCCAGACACGUCACUAAUGUUUUCAACUAAAUGAACCAGCUGAACUCUGAAUGUCAGAUUUUAUUUUGAUGGGUAUUUUUUUAUUCAUAAGUUGUCUUAAAGAGAGAGUUUUGUUGCUCAGGUUUAUGCUGUAUCGCUGUGGCAUUUCUGCUCUUUAAAAGUUUCCCUUUCAAUAAUUUCUCCUGGCCAUGAUCAUGAUGACAUGAUCAGUUCUUUCAAAUAAAUGUUUCUGCUGUUCUUUCUAUCAACCAUAUCCCUUUAUUGUGGUGAUCUCGGCUCUGGAAGUUUAGCAACCACUUUUAGUUUUGUAUGAAUUAAUAAGUGCUUCAUAAAAAGUUCAUGCCAGAAGAGAGCUGUAAAAUUCACUAAUAUAAUAGUUCUCAGACCCGCACCUCCGCUUGCAUCAGCCAAGACCACCCGAGAACAGCUCAAGUUCAUCUAGAGAUCAGUGUAUGACCUGAGACUUGUGGUUUCUCCUCUCAGCAUGUGUUUGGAUCAGUACAGAAACUGUAGGGGCUUUAAGGAAUUAUACUGUAAUUUAAUGUAGAUUGUCACUGCUGUACUUCAGUGACAGCAGAACAAUGACACCAACACAAACAUAAGAGGUGGCUGUGGACAGAUGGACGUUUUCUUUUCUAUGUGCACUUGUUGUACUGCAUUCUUAGAUACAUCAGGAACUAAUUCUGUAGUCAACAGGUAAUUCAAUGAAAAUAAUCUGUGUAUAUAUAUGAAUAAAAGUUAAUGUACUUUUUACAAUGUAAUAAAUAUAUGGUAAAAUAUCCUAA